Lodderomyces margitis is the source of this 1356-nucleotide messenger RNA. RefSeq names its product glutamyl-tRNA(Gln) amidotransferase subunit. Bases 1 to 1356 code for a protein of 451 amino acids. NCBI's taxonomy places the organism in Eukaryota, Fungi, Ascomycota, Pichiomycetes, Serinales, Debaryomycetaceae. Gene Ontology annotation, biological process: glutaminyl-tRNAGln biosynthesis via transamidation; mitochondrial translation. The record is from RefSeq and is a predicted model, not a curated record. Gene Ontology annotation, molecular function: glutaminyl-tRNA synthase (glutamine-hydrolyzing) activity. Gene Ontology annotation, cellular component: glutamyl-tRNA(Gln) amidotransferase complex; mitochondrion. The transcript has a single exon.
AUGGUACGACAAAUUAUACAGCUUCGACACUAUUCCACUCGAAGUGAUUCUUUCAACAGUAUAAUAACGAAAUGCACAAUUGCAGGACAGCAUGGUGGUGGCUCUCUUACGAAUACAACCUACGCAUUGAAAGAUAAUAUCGUCACCAAGGAUUUCCCCACCACUGCAGCCUCGCAUGCUCUAUACAACUAUCAAUCACCAUUCGAUGCCACUGUUGUGAAGCUACUAUCAGCGAAUGGAGCAACGUGUAUAGGUAAAGCCAAUUUGGAUGAAUUUGGAAUGGGGUCGUCCAAUUUGAACUCAUACUAUGGUGCUGUCGUUAACCCAUUUAACAAAGAAGCUGUCCCUGGUGGCUCUUCGGGUGGAUCUGCAGCCGCAGUUGCUGGGAAAAUAGCUAGCUUUUCCAUUGGGACCGAUACGGGGGGGUCAAUCAGGUUGCCAGCAAGUUACUGCAAUGUACUUGGCUUUAAACCAACAUAUGGAAGAAUUUCACGGUGGGGUGUUAUACCGUAUGCUCAAACGUUGGAUACAGUGGGUAUCCUCAGUGAGGAUAUCGAUUUAGUGGAAAAGGUGUAUGAUGUGUUGAAUGUCGAAGACGCCAAGGACCCAACAUCUCUCCCUGAAUCGGUAAGGGAUAAUAUGGAAACUACGCAACAGUUGUCACAGUUAACAUUUGGAAUACCGCUGAAUUUCUUGUUUGAGGAAGUGUCCCACCAAGUACGUUCAAAAUGGGUCGAGGUAUUGGAAGGUCUCAUCGAUCUAGGACAUAAAGUAAAAUUCAUCUCGACUAAAGCGAUAAUAAAGGCAUUACCUGUCUACUACGCAAUCGCUACUUCUGAAGCCGCGUCUAAUUUGGCUAGGUAUGACGGAACCAGGUACGGCUACACAUCAAGACCAUUGAAUGUCAAUGAUGAGCCAAUGGACUUGAUUUUUAAAAACAGAACCGAAUCUUUGGGUCCGGAAGUGCAAAGACGAAUACUAUUGGGCAACUACACACUAAGUUCUGAGUCGGGCCAUCAUUACGCACACGCUACACAAUUACGCGAAAAAUUGACAAGACAACUAUCAUCGGCAUUCAAAAUGAAGCAUCCUCUCUUGCAAGAUCAGUAUAAUGAAGACGGGUGCGAUUUGAUGAUAUCUCCAACAGCAAUAGAUGUUGCUCCUACGGUAAAAGAAAGCACGACGAAAAAUGCUGAAAAUUUACUUCAUGAAUACAUAAAUGACAUUUUCACAGUACCGGUUUCACUUGCUGGCUUGCCGGCAGUUUCUGUGCCAUUCAAUGGCAUAGGCAUUCAAGUAGCAGGUCAAUAUGGGGAUGAUAAACUUGUUUUACAUGCAGCAAAGAUAAUCAAAUGA